Messenger RNA from Bursaphelenchus xylophilus (pine wood nematode), 3767 nucleotides. Lineage: Eukaryota; Metazoa; Nematoda; Chromadorea; Rhabditida; Aphelenchoididae. The record is from the annotation of a GenBank genome assembly.
AUGCGAUGUCGAAUACCGACAUUGGACAAGCCCUUGAUGAGGCUGUUUGCCUGGUAUACGGCCAACUUUCUGGUCGAUUAUUACUACCUGUUCAUCGUGGGGCCUGUUCUCUUGACCGCAUUCCUGAGCUUGGGCCUUUUUCGGAUCAAAGAGCUGACGAUUCUUGAUGCCAAGUUGCUGUACACUCCCGCGACCGCACCUUGUUGGCAUGAGGAAGAGACUUUGUCCAAGGUAUCGAUUAUUUUGAUUUCAUAAGUCAUCAAGUUUCUUCACAAAAUAUUUAUUUAUCUUUUCAGUUAUGGCCAAUCAGGCCGAACGAAUUCCUUCCUGAACGGACUUUCGAAUGGAAUAGAUUCGUUUAUCUUGUUGUACAUGGCAGGGAAAAGAAUGAAACCGGUUUUCCAAAUAUUUUGGAGAACAAAUACUUGGAUGAGAUCGAGAAACUGGAGGCUGACGUUGCUGAGAAUGUAGCCUUUGGGAUGAAAAAGGUCUGGAAAAGCAAUCAAACCAGCAACAUUAAAGACAUUGUCAGAUUCAAGGUAAUCAAGUAAUCACUUUUAUCCGACCAUUUGCAGGACAUUUGUCUCAAUUGGAAUGGGGAAUGUUAUCGACAAACGGGCAUCAUCAAUCUGCUCAAACGAAGAUCCGAAUUCGAAUCUCAUGGAAUUGGGAUCACUUUCCCUCGGGCAAAUACCAAGGGAAACCCCAUUUACUUGGCCUUUAAUGUGGGGGGAGUAGAGACUUUCAAGAACGAUUCUAUCAAGGUAAGGUGAACAGCAAUACUAGUAGUCUUGGGCAGUAAUACUGGCGGGUUUAAACAGUAAAACAGGUUGAAUUGAGCGGUAAUUUCCAGAUUAAAAUUUCUCUUAAUCUUUCCAGGUGGUGAAGGGCAUGCGAUUGUUUUAUUUCCUCCGAUUUGAUACCCCCGAGUACAACGAAAUGGGGGUCCAAUGGGAAGACACCGCCAAGCAAUACAUCGAAAGUCAUUGGAUCCAUCAUCCAUUGCUUGAGGUAAUCAAAAAAGUCAAAAAACAUCAAAAAACGACUUCUAUCUAUCUUCAGGUGCAUGUAAAACAUUCGAGGAUAUACGAUCAGGGCUUGACCGAGAAUGCAAACAAUUUAAAGCCAUAUUUUACAGUUACGGUAAUCGUACUCAUCACUUUUACAACUCUGUACGCAUUGAAAUGGAGCUUUAAUGAAGAAUAUCCAUGUUUUCCAAGUGAGUUUUGACCAAGGUGCCGACAUUACUCUUCAGUCUUGCUUUAUGUCAGUAACCUUUUUAGUUCGAGUGGAUUGGCUGAGAUCAAAGCCAGCCUUGGCCUUAGGCGGUGUUCUGUCCUCAGGCAUGGCCAUCAUCAGUGGGAUUGGGAUGCUCCUUUGGUUGGGCUGUUUCUUUGCGGAGAUCACUUUAGUCGCUCCUUUCUUGGUUCUUUGUAAGUGGUAAUGUAAAACGGCUGCCGACCCUUCGCCUAUGUGUGAAACAUCCGCGCCAUCUUGGAUAGCUGCCAAGAGCACGAAGAUAUAUGGCUCGGGACUUGUAAAUCUCUCCGCAAGAGUCCAUACGAACCCUGCAAAUUUAGUCCAAAGUUAAAAGUUGACAAAAAAGGAGGAGGCGACGGAGAAAGGCAGCAAUUCUUACAAAGAGAGAAAUUGCGCAAUGUUAUGUAAGAUUGCGCAACUUUUAACUUUGUACUAAAUUUGCAGGGUUCGGAUGGACUCUAGCGGAGAGGUUUGGAAGUCCCGAGCCAUACAUAUCCGUUAAAUUUUUUUUCGAUUUCAUGAAACACCCUGUAUCAUCACAAAUUAAUCUGAUUACAGCCAUCGGAGUCGACGAUAUGUUCAUUGCUGUGGCUGCAUGGCAUAAUACAGAGUUGAAGUUCACGGAAAAGACAAAGGAGUCCCUCAAACAUCGGAUGGUGGAUGCCAUGUCCGAGAGCAGUGUGGCCAUCUUCAUCACCUCCAUGACUGAUGUAUUUUCCUUCGCCAUCGGAUGCUAUACAGACAUCUUGGCGGUCAGGGGAUUCUGUAUGAUGACUGCUGCUUGCAUGUUCUUCACCUUCUUUUAUCAAGUGAGUCGCUUUUAUAACUUUUUAUAUUGUUCCCAUAUUAUUAUGUUUAAUCAAUCCUAAUUUAGAUAACUUUUUUUGCGGCGUUGAUGGUGCUAAGCGCCAAGGUGCAGAUGUCUCAACGGAACUCUUGUUUACCAUGUGUAAAGACCAUAGACAGAUACGAAAAUAAUCCGAGAAAACAACUAAAGUCGAAGAAGAGGGAGAAUAAAUGUUUGGAGGAAGUGGUGGAAGCCAAAAGACGCGCGAUUAUGUUGGGUAUAAUAGAAUAUAGCAACGUCAGCCUGAUUCCAUCAUGCUUUCAGAUCAACGUCGCUUUGCAACCGAUGAACUCAACUCAAAAUAUUCGAAUGGGAGUUCUUCUCCCGGUUCCCAGGCCUCCAAUUCCUCUUCAGAAUACUCUCUGGAUGCCAAAUCUCGAGGAAUUAUGGGACAAUUUUUCAGGUACAAUGCUCACCGGAUUACGUAAUGAUUGAUCAAAUUGCAGACAAUAUUACAUCGACUUCAUACUAGACUCAAAAACAAAAAUUCUCAUGUUUUUUGUGUUCAUGGGAUAUUUGGGCUUAUCCAUUUAUGGGAUUAUGACCAUGGAACAGGGACUAGACUACGAGAAGCUGCUUUUGAAUACAGAUCCCUUAGUCAGGACCGUCAAAGUGGAGAUAGAACUCUUCCAUGGGGGCGAUCAAAUUGAAAUUGCUGUCUCCAAGGCGCCGGAUAUGACCAAAAAAGAAAAUCGACGGCUCAUCGAGAGUAUUGUAGAGGAAUUCGAGGCUAUCGAAUACUCAAUUGGACCCAAGGGCACUCAAUUAUGGACAAGAGAGUAUCAAAAAUACGCCAAUCAGACUGGUAGGAGUCUUAUAAUAACAAAAUAAAAAAUAAUUUCUAGGGUCUUUUCUUCACGAUGACUAUGAAUCCUGGGUCCUUGGAGCCUACGAAUGGAGUCAACUUUUUGCCUAUUAUAAAUUAUGGUCUCAAGAUUUUGUCUGGGAAAACGAGCACAUCCCAGAAAAAAUCAAAAUGACGUCAUUUCGCUUCCGAAUUGGGGUCACUGAGUUCAACACCCCCACAGAUUUGGUAAGAGUCACCCAGAUGUUGAGAGAUAUCGCCGCCAAAUACGAAGAUCUGGGUAUUGUGACCUACCAGCAGAGUAGAAGUAUCGCCGACCAACUGAAUGUCCUCUUGCCGAACACAAUGCAGAAUGAUGUAGCGGCAAUGUUCUGCAUGAUCGUGAUCAGUCUUUUGUUUAUCCCUAAUCCCAUCUGCACUUUCUGGAUCUCCGUGGCCAUGGUGACCAUUGAUGUUGGUGUAAUUGGUCUCCUCUCCUUGUGGAGUGUCAAGUUGGAUCCCAUCUCAAUGAUCACAUUGAUCCUUUCCAUUGGAUUCUCCAUCGAAUUCAGUGCCCAUGUUACUUAUGGCUUCGUCAGCAAUGAGAAUAACCUCACUCCAAGACAAAGAUGCAUUGAUACCAUGGAGAAAUUGGCCUGGCCGAUGGUCCAUGGAUCAAUGUCCACGAUCCUGGGAGUGCUGGUGUUGGCUUUCAUUAACUCUUACAUGGUCCUGGUCUUCUUCAAAACCAUUUUCCUGGUGAUGGUUGUUGGUAUUUUCCAUGCGCUCGUAAUCUUACCCAUCGUUCUUCAUGAUACUGCGCCCUUGACUGAUAGACUGAAUGAUUACUUAGAGAAAAGGAAACAGGAGAUGUAG